AUGAAGAUGAUGAUGAAGACGAUACAUGUAAAAAAAAACAAAGAAGUUAAUCCAUAUUAUGAUUUUGAAGAUGAUGAAGACAAUACAUGCACAGGUCGUUUAAUAUCAUUAGCCCUUAUUCAUGGAGGGCCUGGACCCCAUUUUUUUACGGAAAGUCUUUUUUCUCUUUUAACUUCGGGACCUGCAGACAAUGUUCCUUAUGUAGACGAUUUGGAGGAGGAUAUUAAAAAAGAAGUUUUGAAAUUAAAUGAAAUAGAACAUAUUAACGUGCUCCAAGAUUACUUGACAGAAGAACCUAUAUUUGCGAUAGCAGGUCGUCAUUUUAAAAAAAGAAUGGAAGAGAAGCAAACGGUAUUUAGAGACAUUGUACAAUUUUACGGUUUUCACCGAGUUCGACCUGCAUUAAAGCAACUAAAAAAUGGGCUAGAAACAGGAAAUGUGCUGAACUUGAUAAAAAAGUAUCACUGCUGA
Molecule: messenger RNA, 471 nt
Organism: Brassicogethes aeneus
Lineage: Eukaryota; Metazoa; Arthropoda; Insecta; Coleoptera; Nitidulidae
Source: the annotation of a GenBank genome assembly